Messenger RNA from Encephalitozoon cuniculi GB-M1, 297 nucleotides. Its product is annotated as clathrin adaptor complex small subunit. The record is from RefSeq and is marked provisional. Lineage: Eukaryota; Fungi; Microsporidia; Unikaryonidae. Gene Ontology annotation, biological process: vesicle-mediated transport; protein transport. The transcript has a single exon. Gene Ontology annotation, cellular component: intracellular membrane-bounded organelle. The coding region runs from base 1 to 297 and encodes 98 amino acids.
AUGGUCUUGGCACAGAAGGAAAGAAACAUCGCUGACGGUAAGGAAACUGUUGUCUUCAAUAGAUUUGGAAACAUAUUCAUGGCGUUUGUGGUGGAGAAUGAAAACGAGAUGUACAUACUCUCCCUGAUAAACAACCUCAUGUCAAUCUACGACCGGUUCUUCACCAAGGUCUGCGAGUUGCACUUCAUAUACAACUUCAAAGAAACACACAUAAUCCUAGACAACUACAUAGCAAAUGGAAAGUGCAUUGAAAACGAUCCAUUCGAGGUGAUGAAGCAUGCGUACUACAUAAAAUAG